Molecule: messenger RNA, 4078 nt
Organism: Boleophthalmus pectinirostris (great blue-spotted mudskipper)
Lineage: Eukaryota; Metazoa; Chordata; Actinopteri; Gobiiformes; Gobiidae
Gene: mtmr7a
Product: myotubularin related protein 7a
Exons: 14
Coding region: 159-2141 (660 amino acids)
Biological process (GO): dephosphorylation
Molecular function (GO): phosphatase activity
Source: RefSeq, a predicted model, not a curated record
AUCAUGGCUGAGUUUACCUGAGAUUGCAGCACGGAGCGGACAAUUUCACCCCAAAUCCACCGCGUUACGUCUUAAAUGACCGCUCCUUUAUGUCACAUCGUGUGGUCCUGUUUUAGCCUCAUCUGCCGCUAAAACUGCGGUAUUUUGCACCGCUGUAGAUGGAGCAUAUCCGGCUACCAAAGGUAGAGCACGUGAAGCUGCUCGAUCGCGUGUCCGCCCGAAAGAGCCGCGUGGGGACCCUGUAUCUGACCGCCACGCACACCAUCUUCGUGGAGAGCGAGGACGGCGUGCGCAAUGAAACCUGGGUGCUCCACAGUCUGGUGUCCAUUGUAGAGAAGCUCCCCUCCUCUUCUUCCUCCUCUUCCUCCUCCUCGUCCUCCUCGUCCUCUUUGUCUUCUUCCUCCUCUUCUUCUGGCGUGUCUUUGAUGGUUCACUGUAAAAACUUUCAGCUCUUACAGUUUGUGAUCCCAGAGGAGCAGGACUGUCAGGACAUCCUCUUGUCUCUACAACGCCUCUCCCAACCAGAGUCGUAUGAGGAGCUGUACUGUUUCGCCUACAAACCAAAUGUGGCUGAAGAGGAGAGGCAGAGAGAGUGGGACUUUUUGGACCUCGCUUCUGAAUACAAGAGAAUGGGGCUCCCAAACGCCCACUGGAAGCUGACCUCUGCUAAUGAGCACUACAAGGUGAGUGACACGUACCCCUCUGAGGUCUUCGUCCCUGAGUCAGCCACACUUCCUGUCAUCGUGGGCAGCUCCAAGUUCAGAAGCAGAGGACGAUUCCCCACUCUGUCCUUCUAUAACCAGGACAACCAUGCAGCUGUGUGCAGGAGCUCCCAGCCCCUGUCCGGCUUCAGUGCUCGGUGCCUGGAGGACGAGCAGAUGUUGGGGGCAGUGCUGAGGUCCAAUCCCCGCAGUGAGGUCCUGUAUGUGGUGGACACCAGGCCCAAACUGAAUGCGAUAGCCAACAGAGCUGCAGGAAAAGGCUACGAGAACGAGGACAACUACUCCAACAUCAAGUUUCAGUUCAUGGGCAUCGAGAACAUCCACGUCAUGAGGAACAGCCAACAGAAGAUGCUGGAAGUGUGUGAGCUGCGGAGCCCCUCUAUGUCGGACUUCCUGGAGGGCCUCGAGAACUCAGGAUGGCUCAAACACAUCAAAGCUGUUCUCGACGCUGCCGUGUUCAUUGCUAAGGCUGUGUCAGAGGAGGGUGUGAGCGUCCUCGUGCACUGUUCUGACGGAUGGGACAGAACAUCUCAGGUUUGUUCAGUCUCCUCGGUGCUGCUGGACCCACACUACAGGACCCUCAAGGGAUUCAUGGUUCUUAUUGAAAAAGACUGGAUUUCCUUUGGUCACAAGUUUUCUCACAGAUGUAAUCACAUCGAUGGAGACCCAAAGGAAGUGUCUCCGAUCAUUGACCAGUUCCUUGAGUGCGUGUGGCAGCUGAUGGAGCAGUUUCCUUGUGCCUUUGAGUUCAAUGAGAGGUUCCUCAUCAUGAUCCACCACCACAUCUACUCCUGUCAGUUUGGAAACUUCAUCUGCAACAACCAGAAGGAGAGAGAGGAGCUGGGAAUUCAGAAGAGGACUCACUCCCUGUGGAGUUACCUGUGGACAAACAGAGCAGACUUCAUUAACCCUCUGUACAGACCCAACCACAGCCAAACUCAGGGGGUACUCCGGCCCUCUACUGCUCCCUACUGCUUCAAGUUUUGGAGGGGCCUUUACAAUCGUUUUGAGCGUGGGGUUCAUCCUCGUCAGUCGGUGGAGGACUGUCUCAGGACAAUCAAAGAAGAGACGGAGCAACUGGAGGAGCAGCUGGCCUCUCACAAACAGAAAAUCUCAAAACUGGAGGAACAGAAGUGGACCGGCUCAAUGAAUGUUUUUGACAAAAGCCCAACAGCAUGGAUCUUCACUCCGGACAUAAAAUUGGCCAACACCCCUCAGGACUACGCCUCCUGUUUCCUCACCAGCAGCCCACGGCCAGAAGGGGGCAGUCCAGUUACUCCACAAGAUUUAAACCAGACUUCAAGUUUUAACUCUAAUGGCAGCGAUCAGGAGUCGGGGAUUGCAGACCUGAGUGUCCAGUCACCGUUCAGCGAAGACAGUGCCAGAGAUUCAGAUGAAACGAUCAACUCUGCAGCAUAAGUGAAACUAAAGGUGUACUCUAAAACUAUAGGGGUCUCAUAGGUGCCAAAAACAUUUUAGAAAAUGGAGCUCAACCAUGAUUCAAAUACUAAAUUAAAUUGGUCAUUAAUUUCCCCAAUAUGUUCUAAAUUUCAAAUAUAGUGAAUUCAAAAGCACAAUAUAGUCUAACUGGCUAUAGCCAAUGACUAUCACACAAUGGAAUAAAAUAAAACAUGUGUCAUGGAGGUUUGCUACUACUGUCUACUGUCUGAUUCAGUAGAGUUGUGAUCGCGGAGUGUGCAUCAGUCAAAUUGCAAGGAUCAGGAUCAAAGCGCACAUAAAACGAGGAGUAGCUUAGCGUCCGGCCAAAAUUUUGCAUUGAAGCGAACAUGCGUAAUAAUUGCAUAAAUAACAUAGAAUAACUUUAACAUGUGUAUAUAAAACUUGAAAAUACUGCAAAUGUAUGUUUCAGAAAUAUUUAAAGAUUUUAAGAUAAGAUUAAAGUGUUAUGGUCAUGAGUAGCCCCAUAGCCAAUUAGCCUAUACCAAGCCUUGGAACUCCCAGUUAAAAAUGUCUAUGGGAAAAAUGCAUGACAACAGGUUGUGUUCACGUUUUAGGCUUUGAACCCAGUUGUUAUUUGUUGAAGAUUGGAUUCAGAUUUUGUUUCACGUGGAUAGACCUCAUAAUUACAGAUGUUAACCGCAAACCAGGUCAGAACAUCUACAUUUAGAAAUUUAAAAUACAAAUUCUAUUAUAGCAUUCUGACCUGCCUCUACCUAAGUUUUAACCACAUGAACCCACUGUUGAGCCCACUGUUGAGCUCCAUUGGUUUGUUUUCUAGAUAAUGCAGCCAAUUUUGUAGCAUAAAAACAAUCUUAUGCAAAACUACUAGCAAUGCAUCCCUCUUACAAUUCAGAAAAUUACAUUAGAUCUUUGGGUCUGGUUUAGUGUCGAUUUAGAACAUGUCGAUUACUGGUUAAGCCAUUUUUACACCAAAAUUUAUUAUUCCUUUAUAUCAAUGUGAGAACUAAAAGUAUUGAAAUUACUAUCCACUAUUCAGCAUGCACCCCUUUUUAAAAAGCUAUUGAAAACAACAAACUAUAAGUGACUGGAUAAAUGAUUAUUUUAUUCGUAAAGUUUACUAAAAUUAAAGAACUAUUUCAACUUGUAGUCUGCAAUCUCUACUAUCACCACUAGAUGCUGCCAAAUCUCACAGUCUGCACUUUUAUGCUUGUUGCCUCUUUGUCACUAUUGAGAUGUAUAUGUUUGCUCUUAAGGCAUUAUGUAGUUUUAAACAAGUAGAUAUCUUAACAACUUAUGCAAGCACCUUUCCUUUUUUGUUUUAAUGGGGACUAGCUUUGAAUUGACCUGCACUUUAUUUUUUGUGUGUGGUUUGCUUGCUUCUCAUACAAAAGAAGCGCUCUGUGUUAUGCUAUUGUUAUAUCUUAAAUCGGGUAGUAAUAGAGUUUGAAUUAUGUAUCAGAUGUUGAAACUGUGAAAACUCUAUGGGCCAUAACAACAACACACAUUAAAAUGUACAUGAUAAAUUUAACUGUAAUUUCUGAAGAAUUAUUUGCACAUUUUGAUCACUGAACAAAUCUUACUCCAGAGUACUGCAACUGUAGUACUGUAUUCAUUGUUACCAUCAGUGAUUGGACACUGGCAAAGUUGUAUUGCAAUCAUCACUACUUUAAAAUCAUUGUUAGCUCAGAAAUGGGAAAUAAAUUUGUAGAAUUUGGGUAGGAUGCUUUAAAGACUUGUUUUGUAACUGCAUUUUAUUUUUAUAAGCAUGUCUCAUUUGUUUUGAAUGUGAUACUAAUCACACCAUGUAGCCCUUGUGACCUCAAAUGAGCAAAACCAUCAAUGCUGUUUAAGCAUGUGUUAUUUAAGCAGUUUAUUUUUGUACGGUUUGUCAUUUUAUGAUUUUGGCCUUAAAUAAAAUGGAAAGGUUUUCUGUU